AUGUCAGGUCCAGAUAUCUCUCACCAUAUUGCAGGCCUUAUCGAGGUUGUAGAAGGCAUAGCGGAAGCCUACGACCCCAUUAAAGACCUCCGUGGCCUACCGGAAGCCUUCCAAGAAGUGAACAAAGUGCUUCCGCUCAUGGAACAAACCCUUCGAGAUGCGAAGAGCCCGGCAAAGAAACUCAAGUUCUCCAAGGAGGCCAAGGCGUUAGAGACUGUCCUCUAUAGCUGCGAUGAGAAGGCCGACAAGCUGCUAGAGAUCUUCAAGAAAAUCGCGAAGAACUCAAAGGAUCAAUACGACUCUUCUGUGUACCGCGCACUUGUUAUUAAGCAAGGCAAGCGUCGUGUCGAGACAUUGAUGGACGGCAUUUUGGAGAAUCUGGAAGCUCUUGUUUCACACCAUAUGUUUCCGACGGAGAUACAAAUGCAGGUCAAGCUAUUGGCAGAUGCUCGAGAGCAGCUGGCGAAAGCGACCCCAUCACUUGCCGAGUCUGAUCUGGCCGAGCAUCCCAACUCUGCCAAUCAGUAUGGCGAUAAUAAUCGCCAGUACAACUUGUUCAGUGACGGCACGCAAAAAAUCGCUGACGGGCACUAUUUUGAGGCGCAGGGAAAUCAGAAUUUCAGUAUGAUGCCCUCUAAAGAAUCCGUGGAGAGGCAGGUGGCAUAG
Molecule: messenger RNA, 666 nt
Organism: Penicillium subrubescens
Lineage: Eukaryota; Fungi; Ascomycota; Eurotiomycetes; Eurotiales; Aspergillaceae
Exons: 1
Coding region: 1-666 (221 amino acids)
Source: RefSeq, a predicted model, not a curated record